GGCGACAAAAUUUGAGCAAGUAUAAAUGGGGGCACGCAUCUUCUCAUGUAAAAAUGCACAAGGUGGAGUCGUGGUUUUCUCGCAUAAUUGGGCGCGAUGGGGUUUAAGAUGGUGGUUGUGGCUCUUUUUAUAGCAGUCGCUAUCCGAAUUGCGAGUUCUAACUCGGAAGGAGAUGCGUUGAAUGAAUGGAAGACAAAACUGAUGGACCCUCAUGAGGUGCUGCAAAGCUGGGAUCCGACUCUGUUUAACCCCUGCACCUGGUAUCACGUAACCUGCAACAGCGACAACUCCGUCAUCCGAGUGGACCUCGGAAACGCCGGACUAUCAGGACCUUUGAUCCCGCAGUUGAGUCACCUGGUUAAUAUGCAGUACUUUAUGGUAUUCGGCAACGAGAUCAGCGGGACCAUUCCUGGGGAGCUGGGGAACUGGAAGAUGCUGGUGAGCUUGGGGCUUCAGCAGAACCAACUCUCCGGCCCAAUUCCUGCAUCUCUGGGCCAGCUGAAGUCCGUGAGGUUCAUGACCCUGAACAGUAACAAGCUGAGCGGGACCAUACCCAUCGAGGUGCUGGAACUGGUUCUCUGGGGCAAUUUGCAGACCCUGAAUGUAUCCGACAACUUUUUCCAAGGGAGAGUCCACGCUGGUGAUCCUACAGUCACGACCAUAACGCAAGAUCCCAAGAUUGGAAGCGCCUAGACGAAUUCACGACGGAAGCAUCGUCUCGUGGUACAAUAAAGUGUUCGGAUUGGCAUUUUCAAUACCCAUCUCAAUAAAAUUUACGAUCAUAUAGCGUGAUCGGUAGUCAUCCGCGUCGCCCGCUCAUGUGAAAGAAAGUCGGAACGAACCCCUUCG
Rhodamnia argentea is the source of this 849-nucleotide messenger RNA. RefSeq names its product leucine-rich repeat protein 1-like. Gene Ontology annotation, molecular function: protein binding. NCBI's taxonomy places the organism in Eukaryota, Viridiplantae, Streptophyta, Magnoliopsida, Myrtales, Myrtaceae. Bases 97 to 693 code for a protein of 198 amino acids. The transcript is spliced from 7 exons. The record is from RefSeq and is a predicted model, not a curated record.